AUGGUUACAACGGUUCCAACAUCUCAGGUCUCAGGUUCAUUAGGAACUACAACAGCAAACCCACGCGAAAAAGCUUUAGAAGAUUUUCGAAAAAAAAUUAUGGAGCAUAAAGAAAUUGAAGCAAGAUUAAAACAAAUGCGUGAAGACCUACGUUCGUUAACAAAAGAUUUCGAUAAAAGUGAAAAUGAUUUAAAAGCACUGCAAAGUGUCGGACAAAUUGUUGGCGAAGUAUUAAAACAAUUAACUGAAGAAAAAUUUAUUGUUAAAGCCACAAAUGGUCCACGUUAUGUUGUCGGUUGUCGCCGUCAGUUAAAUAAAACGAAAUUGAGAGCUGGCACUAGAGUAGCAUUAGAUAUGACAACAUUAACAAUUAUGAGAUACUUACCUCGCGAAGUGGAUCCAUUGGUUUACAAUAUGUCACAUGAAGAUCCAGGCAAUGUGUCUUAUUCAGAAGUCGGUGGUUUAUCAGAACAAAUUAGAGAAUUAAGAGAAGUCGUUGAAUUACCAUUGACAAAUCCAGAAUUAUUUGAACGUGUUGGUAUCACACCACCAAAAGGAUGUUUGCUAUAUGGACCACCAGGUACUGGGAAAACGUUGUUAGCAAGAGCUGUUGCAAGUCAAUUAGAUUGUAAUUUUCUUAAAGUUGUUUCAAGUGCCAUAGUUGACAAAUAUAUCGGCGAAAGUGCUCGCAUGAUUCGUGAAAUGUUUGCCUAUGCAAAAGACCAUCAACCUUGUAUUAUAUUUAUGGACGAAAUCGAUGCAAUUGGUGGUCGAAGAUUUUCUGAAGGUACAUCAGCUGAUCGUGAAAUUCAACGUACAUUAAUGGAACUUUUGAAUCAAAUGGAUGGUUUUGACACAUUGGGUAAAGUUAAAAUGAUCAUGGCAACGAAUCGACCGGACACAUUAGAUCCUGCCCUAAUGAGACCGGGAAGAUUAGAUAGAAAAAUUGAAAUUCCGCUGCCCAAUGAACAAGCACGGCUUGAUAUAUUAAAAAUUCAUGCUGCACCAAUCGCGAAACGAGGAGAUUUAGACUAUGAAGCAAUUGUUAAAUUAUCAGAUGGUUUUAAUGGUGCUGAUAUGAGAAACGUGUGUACAGAAGCUGGUAUGUUUGCUAUUCGUGCUGAACGUGAUUAUAUUAUGGAAGAAGAUUUCAUGAAAGCUGUACGAAAAGUGGCAGAAAAUAAAAAAUUAGAAACAAAAUUUGAUUAUAAACCAAUUUAA
Molecule: messenger RNA, 1221 nt
Organism: Didymodactylos carnosus
Lineage: Eukaryota; Metazoa; Rotifera; Eurotatoria; Philodinida; Philodinidae
Source: the annotation of a GenBank genome assembly